Cylindrotheca closterium is the source of this 306-nucleotide messenger RNA. Lineage: Eukaryota; Bacillariophyta; Bacillariophyceae; Bacillariales; Bacillariaceae. The record is from the annotation of a GenBank genome assembly.
AUGGAGGCGCGCCUUUGUCUUGAUCAUGUCAGGCUCUUGGACGACGAUUAUCCACAAAGCAGUGGAGUGGAAGAGAGCGAAGUGGAGUCAGAAAGAGAGACAGACGAAUAUCAGUCACGCAUGGAUAAGAUUGCGGCAGAGAUUGCAAGAUUGGAACAGGAAGCUCUUUUGACAAAGCUCAAGGCCGAGCAAGCUCUCUUGGAAAAAGAUGCCUUCCUGGCAGGCCAACCAUCUCAAAAGUCACCCUCCAAGAGAAAGAAGAAGACCCGAUCUACGCCCAAGAAACCAACACCAACCGCCAGCUAG